AGGAGUAAAGAUAAAACCGAUUAUUAAAUAGCGGGUAAUACCGUCGUACAUGUAGUCGAUGAAAACAUUGAAAAGGCACUAUCUUUAAGUAAUCAUCUCUUAUCUGCAAAGCCAAGAAGAACUCAGCAGAUUGUCGAUCACUCCUCUCCAAUCUUUUCUUGGAUUGUAGAAAAAAUGACCAAAAGCAGCUUCAAGCAAGCACAUGAGUUUGAGAAGAGACGCGCUGAGGCCGCAAGGAUUAGAGAGAAAUAUUCAGACAGAAUUCCUGUGAUUGUGGAAAAGGCAGAGAGAAGUGAUAUUCCCAACAUUGACAGGAAAAAAUACCUAGUUCCAGCUGAUUUGACUGUGGGUCAGUUUGUCUAUGUCAUCCGUAAGAGAAUUAAACUGAGUGCAGAAAAGGCAAUCUUCAUAUUUGUAGACAAUGUCCUCCCAGCUACAGGAGCAAUAAUGUCUACCAUAUAUGAUGAAAAGAAGGAUGCAGAUGGAUUUCUUUACGUUACAUACAGUGGCGAGAACACAUUUGGGUAGCGGAUGAUCAGAUGUUGUCAUAUUUCUUUGUCGUUAUAAUCGUCGUUCCAUCGUUAUAUUACGCAUCUCCGUUAACACGUUAUCUUCUACAAUACCAGCACUCUGCUUAAUAUAUAACUGCACUCUGUUUAUCUGUGCAGGAAUGGUUUGUAUAUAGCUUUUUAGCAACUUAUAAGAUGCCAAUCUAAUGAAUAAUUCCUAAUCAUAUGCUUUUUAUCUA
Messenger RNA from Pyrus x bretschneideri (Chinese white pear), 748 nucleotides. Its product is annotated as autophagy-related protein 8f. The coding region runs from base 175 to 528 and encodes 117 amino acids. Lineage: Eukaryota; Viridiplantae; Streptophyta; Magnoliopsida; Rosales; Rosaceae. The record is from RefSeq and is a predicted model, not a curated record. Gene Ontology annotation, biological process: cellular response to nitrogen starvation. The transcript has 6 exons.